Messenger RNA from Hirsutella rhossiliensis, 729 nucleotides. RefSeq names its product CAP-Gly domain-containing protein. Gene Ontology annotation, molecular function: microtubule plus-end binding; alpha-tubulin binding. Gene Ontology annotation, cellular component: microtubule plus-end; cytoplasm; nucleus. Bases 1 to 729 code for a protein of 242 amino acids. NCBI's taxonomy places the organism in Eukaryota, Fungi, Ascomycota, Sordariomycetes, Hypocreales, Ophiocordycipitaceae. The transcript has 2 exons. Gene Ontology annotation, biological process: tubulin complex assembly; post-chaperonin tubulin folding pathway; cytoplasmic microtubule organization. The record is from RefSeq and is a predicted model, not a curated record.
AUGGCCGAUGUCCCUCUGCAGGUCAUCUCAGAUAACGCCGCGGCGGAGCGGCGCGUCACCCCGUCAUGGACCAUCAGCCAGCUCAAGGGAAAGCUCGAAACAGUCACAGGCAUCCCCCCGUCGUCUCAAAAAUUGACACUCCAGGCGCCUGGAGGGGCGGAACGCGUCCCCAUUGACGCGGCAGAUGAGGACAGCAUCCGAUUGUGCACUUUCCCCCUGGCUCCCUACGCAGAGCUGCAUGUGGAGGACAUUCGACCCCCGGGCGCUCGCCCCAACUACACCGACACGUCUGGCAUCGACAAAUACGUCAUGCCCGAGCAAGAGUACGAGAAGAAGGUCGACUCGGUCCUAGCCUGGAAAAGGGCGCAGAAAUUGGGACGAUUUGACCCCGACGCCCCCGGGCACGAGCAAGCCAGGCUGGAUGCCGGGGAGCAGCAAGUGCUGCUCCGAGGCAUCCAGAUCGGCAAGCGCUGUCGCGUCGGCGGCGAGGACACGCGCCGAGGCGUCGUCCGGUACGUGGGUGAGGUGGCGGAGAUCCCUGGGGGCAGCGGGGCUUGGGUCGGAGUCCAGCUCGACGAGCCGGGGGGAAAGAACGAUGGCAGCAUUGCCGGCACACGCUACUGGGGAGAGGUCUCGGAGCUGAAGCACGGAGUCUUUGUGCGUCCUGAGCGGGUCGAGGUUGGCGACUACCCGCCCAUGGAUGAUUUGGAAGACAUGGAGGAGAUUUAG